CUUUGCGGUCUGUGUGGCUGUGGUGUCAUGAACCAUCUUGUGCAAACCGUGGUGCAAACUUGAUGAAACUGCGCCCCCAUGGCUGCCAGCGCACCAACAAGGCUCAACAAACCGGAGCCGGAAGUGAGGUUUGAAACGCAGCUCCAGGACCGCGUUGGAUGUCUGGUUGAUACAGAGAUGAGCGGUGAGAACGUGAAGUUGUUUGUGGGGAACCUUCCUUUAGAUGCAACUCACGACGAGCUAAACAAGCUCUUUGCUCCGUAUGGAGAGAUCAACACCUGCUCUUUGCUCAGACAGUACGCCUUCGUUACCCUGAGGGGAGAGGGGGCAGCAGACAGGGCCAUAAGGCAUCUUGAUGGCAAAGAGUACAGAGGCAGGCCCCUGGUGGUCGAGGAGUCACGUGCACGCCCACCCAACUCCACUAAAGUGUUUGUGGGGAACCUCAGCGCAACAUGUUCAGCAGAUGACUUGCACGGGCUGUUCUCAACCUUCGGAAGAGUUUUAGACUGUGAUAAAGUCAAAGCCAGAUUAUGCUCAAACGUUGGCUAUGCGUUUGUGCAUAUGGAGAGGAAGGAGGAAGCCAUGGCUGCUAUUGAAGCACUCAACGGGACCAUGUACAAGAGUCGUCAGUUGGCCGUAGAGCUGUCCAAAGCCCAACCUUUGAUCAACCAGAUGGUGAUGGCUGGAAAUUCGGCCAACCCCAGCGGUGGUGUAACAGCAGGUGGCAGGGAGGGUCUUCUUCCGAGACCACCUCCAUCACUAGAGCAUCACCAGAGUCAAGCAGCCGUGCUUGCAGCAGCUGCCGCCGCCGCGGCUGGACUACCCAUACAAGUUCAACAAAGUGUCCAUAACUCAUUCUACAACACCACAUCCUUUGACCCCACCUACGCUGCUCUGAAGGGCAUUACAAGCGCUAAAGGUGCAGAUGGGGUGAUAUACGGCGCUCUUGCCAGCCAGGUGUAUGGCGCCGUUGCUGACCAGGUGUACCAGGAUAUGGCCAAUCACAAUCCUGGAACCAGCGCCAUUGUUGAAGAAGUAGAGCCCCAGACCGGACCAGAUCCAACAACGCUUUUCGAGGCAGCAAGAGCCAAGUUCUUUCAGGAGGGACAGAAGGUUCUGGCAGAGCAGCAGGCAGGGAGAAAGGCAGCAGCUUCAGAUAACGAGCGGGACCGCAGCCCAAUCAGAGGAAAUCGAGCCCCCCUCCUCCCCGACCCAGUUCCGGGUUCCUUCGCUCAGAUACGACCCAAACGCCGCGCCCUGCUGCCGACACCACCUGGAGGACCUGAAGAGCCCGCAGCUGCCACCAACACUCCUGAAGGGUCAGAUCCUGUUGCUAGGUCUUACUCAGAGUACUACCAGCAAAUGCAUCAAUACCAACAGUAUCAACAGUACCAGCAACAGUACCAGUACCUCCAGUAUGCCUACACCAAUCCUCCUCCUCCUCCGCCACCUCUUCCACCGGCAACCACACAGGCACAGGCCUCCACCACAGCCACUGCGCCCCCAGGGACAUACUCGGCACCCCCGACGUAUGCCGCAUCGGGAGCCUACGCAGCGCCAGGAACAUAUGACACUUCCGGAAGCUACGACGCAUCAUCGGCGAGCUACAACGCAUCUGGGAACUACGAUGCCUCGUCAGGAGGCUAUGACGCAUCUGGAGGCUACGGGGCAUCGGGAGCAUAUGAUUCAUCAGGAGCUUACGCAGCAGCGGGAAGCUACUCCACAUCCACACCGUAUGAGCAGACACCCGCACACGGGCAACCCAUGCCCCAGCGCCAUGAUUACCCUUACCACACGCCAGAACCCCCUUAUCGAUAGUCCCACCCCCAAACACUCCUUCCACACUGCAGAUGUGUGUGUGUGUGUGUGCAUGUGUAUUUACAUAAGGGACAGUUUAAAGAGGAAAAUUAGACAGGGAUCAAUGUUGUAAUUUGAAUGUGCUUUAAAUCUGAAGCAUCUCCCCCUUUCUCCACCUUAACCAAGUCAGUAACUCGCUUGCCUGUCAGUUGAUGGCUGUUGAGUUAAGCAGGUAUGAGUUAAGGUCUUUGGAUAAGUGGAGAUAAGUUGCACAGCUAAUAUUGGAAUUUUGACAAGCAUUCAUAGUUUCUGUUAGAUGUUAUAGAGGCUCAGCUGGUUCCUUGUUGAAUGUUAAAGAGGCUUAAAUGUUUCUUGGGACAGAGUUAGACUCAGAGGCCAGGGUAGGAUCUCAGGAGAAGCCUUUUGUUGCUGGAUGAAGGCCUUUUUAUAUACUCUACAUAAAAAUGUGCACGAAAUAGGGAUUUCCUUGCAAAAUGAAACACUGAUAAAUUAUUAAAUAACCAUCAAAACAGUUAUAUUCAUUUUAAACAGAUGAACUAGUGCCCUGACAAAAAGAGAGAAUUAUCCAUCUGGCAAUCUGGCCUAUUUUUACUACUUCUAAAAACUCAUCUUGCAGUGAUGGAGAUUCAGCUCUGUACAGGCACAUAUUUCUUCGUGAUAACUAAUUUAAAAUAUACGUCCAAACCCACACACUUGUGUUGGCGUAGGAACACCCUGUAAAGAGUAUGUACUGGAGCUCGGUUUGAAUUAGCCAGUCUGUUUGGCCAGACAUUUAACUGCAUAAUAGGUAAUAAAUGUCCGCUAAAGGCAGAACUGAAGUGAAAUUGGGUUUGAGUGGUGCGUCAGCCAGGUUUUUGUUGCCUUUAGGGAAUAACCUUAUUUUUGUAAAGAUUGAGAAUGUUUGUUAAUUGACCAGACUGUCUUAUGAAUAUGUUUCAGGCUGUUAAGUGCUAAUCAACCAAUUCACACGCAAAGUGGUGAUAUAUCAUUUCCCCUCUCACUUACGGGUCAUGGAAAUCUUUCAUAUGGCAAAAAUCACAAAUCGACUUGUUGAAAUUGACAGUUAAACAUGUCACUUAGUUUAUGUUGCAACUCAGUUAAUUCUUUAGCAUAGAGUGAUUUUGUGAUUGCAUUUUCCCUGCUGGCAUUAAAGGUUUUCUUGAGCCUACCUGCUGUUUUCAGGGUGUGAAGAGUGACUACAGAGUAAAUUUGUAGUCCACACAGGCCUUUAAUUCGGAGAGUUUGGUUAACUUGUGACGGAUAUUACCAGUUUGUGAUUUAUGUGUGCUUGAAGUUUCAUAAUUAGGAGGUAUAGCCAAGUGUGAACUUUUGACAUGACUUCGAUAACAAGGUAAAAAUACUGUGAGGAUGUCCAAACAUUUUCAAUUAAAUUGAAGUGCAUGACUUGGAUGUUCUCUUGGAGCGGUUGCCAUAAUUUACCUUUUUGUUGUGCUUCCUUGCUUAGCCCAGGCUCUCUAUGUGUCUCGAGGUCUACACAAACAAAUCAAGAUGAAACAAACACAAGUUCCACUCUCAGGACUUAAAUAUAUCCUGUCAGAGUUUUUGGUCAAAGGACGGUGUUUACCUCUGAAACAUUAGAACAGAAUUUUUAAGUAAUUUUGUAGUCAUUCACAUAUCUUUCUUUCUUUCUUUCUUUCUAGUUCAGUUUUGUGUUGAAUUGCUAUCAGAGCAAUCUAUGUGAAAAGAAAGUUUUCAGUUGAACCCAGGUUUUUGAAGAAAAGUUGUCAGAAGGAAUGGCAGCAUUGUUUGGCCAAUGGUGUUAAGAGAAUCUGAGCAUUAUAGAUGUUGAAAUUUCCAGUUGGUUUUUGACAUUUUCUAUCAUCAGCUUUUUUUCCCCCAGUCUCAUCAGCUGCUGUCAUGCCUCUGCUCACAUUAACCAUUGGUGAUUUAGAUGGAAAAUUGAGCUAGUUUUCAUACCAGAAAAUGUACAAUUUGUUACUCGUGUAAAUACUUAAAACCUUAUUUUAAACUGAAAAAGUAAUGCCAACCAACAUUUGGUUGAACAGUAAGAAUAUUGACUGUUAAUAUUAAGAUGAAGUGAGUGUAUUUCUUCCUAAACAAUUGGAGGUAGUGAAUAGAUGAGAUGAAGUAGGACAAUUGUUGUACCGGUCUGUUUGUGUGGCAGUGGCUGAAAAGGAUUAUCGUCAUGCUUGUAGCAUGUAGAGUGUGUGAAAUAAACGCCCUGUAAAAUCAGACAUUGCAUACAAUGAUUCACCAUUUGAGCGGAGAGCAGGUACAAGUGUAUUAGCCUCUAAAUGCAGUGCAGUGGCGUGUUGCUGAUGCAUAUAGUAUAGGGUUAUUGACUGAGUGGCUAUGAGGUGACAGUCUUGGUGCUGCAGGUGAAAUAUGGUUUGUAAGGUUGUUUUGGUUUUAGCAAAGACCGCUGAUUUUCCCAAGCAGCAGUGAGAAGGGCCGAUGACCUUUUACUUUUCCCUCUUCUGAUCUCACCAGAAACACACACCUCAUUUUGACACAGGAUUACUGGCUUUCUCUGCAUUCAUACCACACCUAGACAACUCCACACUUGUAUCUGGAUGUAUUUUAACUGGGUUCAUUGCAUUAUUGAUGUGCAAAUGAUACUAAUGCACACCUGAUUCCACCUGUAUUUUAUGACUUACAGUAGUUGUUCCGUUCGUGAUUGUACCACACACUAGUUACUCAUCUUAUUUCUUAUUCGCCACCUGAGUUGGUAGUGCUUUCUUAGGUUUAAGUGACACAUAGCCUCUCUAAAUUUCCACAUUAUUCCACCUUCUCCAUGUGAACUGUUAGUUGCAUGCCUUGUUGUUGCUGCUGCUCCAGCCACCUUCUUCCUCUUGCUGAUUAUUGCAGCUAGAGUGGGAGGGAGCCAAACUGAGCCCUUGCCCUGGACGUACGCCACACGCAGCUGUAGCGUGGGAUGGGGAAAACAGCAGCGUUAGGCCUGAAAAUGCUGUGGACGAUGGGGUGUCCCCCCACUAAGGUAAACACUCAGACCACACACUCCUGCCCCUCCCCGAAACACGCGUACACACUCACAAACACUCAUAUACACACACACACAGAUACACCUAUGUCCAUACUUCCUAUUCCUUACCUGUCUUCAGGGAUUUUUCUUUGUCAGGAUUUCAGAUUUUUUGGAAAUGGAUCCCCCAUCGUUUUUUUAAUGGGAGAUGACCUUUUUCCUGCUUUUGAUUUUCCUGAUCAUAUCCCUACAUUUUCCCCCAAGCAUACUCUGCUCAUACAUUCCUGCUCCCAACAUACUGACCUCUCACACACACGAGAUUCGGAGGACACGAAUACCAUCUUUUAGUCUAAGUCUGAACCCUUUCUGAAGCAGUCAUGUUGUUAUUACAUCCCGUAUCUAACAUCCUGUCAUUCAAGAGUACCAGGCAAUCACAGCCAGAGCUGGGCGUGGGACAUUUAGGUAGGAUGGGUUGUUUUAGUUUUUGUAAACAUGCCCCUGGGGCCACUUCGGGGUUAAGUGCCUUGCUUAAGAGCACAUCGGCAGGCCCUUCAUUUCAGAGUUGAAUAACCUGGCUCAGGAUCGGUUGCUGGUUCAACGCUCAACUCCCCCUCACCCCUAAAACAACGAUUUUUGAUGCCACAUUCAACUUGUAUGAAUGACAAUGAACACAAAUAUUAUCAUUUUGUUUUGAAUUACAUUUUGUCCUAUGUUCUUUGAAAUGUUUAAUUAUCAAUAAAUGAAUUUCAACGGAA
Molecule: messenger RNA, 5535 nt
Organism: Siniperca chuatsi (mandarin fish)
Lineage: Eukaryota; Metazoa; Chordata; Actinopteri; Centrarchiformes; Sinipercidae
Product: RNA-binding protein 4-like
Exons: 8
Coding region: 79-1818 (579 amino acids)
Cellular component (GO): cytosol
Molecular function (GO): mRNA binding
Source: RefSeq, a predicted model, not a curated record